CUGUUGAAUGAUGACUUCUUGCCGACGGUCCUAGCUUUCAUUGUGAUUCCAUUUAUGGAAGUUGCCAGCAUCUGUCCUCCUCAAGUAGACAUUCAUGUGUUCAACUGUUCCAGAAGUGGUCUGGCUGAUGUUCCCCGUCGGGCGCACAGCGAGACACUUACAGUGGACCUCUCACAAAACCAGCUGGCAAUCUUGCACGAGGACAGUUUUGCAGAAUACCACCGGCUUAGUAAACUGAUCCUGGACUACAAUCAGAUCUACAAGAUUACAGAUAGAGCAAUGAAUUCCCUCUCACUCACUUUGGAGUAUCUUUCAUUGAGAGGAAAUCGACUAUCCAAUCGCAUAUCAUCAGAUUUCGCCGUGAGUGCACUGCAUAAACUUCGAAACUUGCGUUUUCUCGACUUGUCGGAGAAUCCUCUGGGUGUGCUGGGCACAAACUGGUUGACUCCUCUGGGUGGAACACUGAGGACACUGGAUCUGUCAGGUUUAGUGGGUGAGACUGAAAUCCAGGAGGAAGCUUUCUUCGGACUUGGCCACUUGGAGGAACUUGACUUUUCAAAUAACGGCAUCCGCAGUCUGCCGGAGGACGCGUUUAAAGGAAUACGACGGGAAAAAUUGGCAAAGCUAAGCCUUAGAGACAAUCCUUGGCAUUGUGACUGUAAACUGCUCUGGCUACGUCAAUGGCUGGAUGACCUUCGAGAUCGUCCGCUCGCACAUGAACAAUUUGCAACUGGAACGUGUUCAUCGCCUGCUGAAUUUGACGACGCACCACUGAUAAGUCUACCCCUAAACAGGUUCCAGUGCCCCCCGAUGCUGCAGGCGAUGCAUUCCAGCGCGCCUUACUACUUCGCACAGCAAGGAACUACUGUUCAUGUCGUCCCGUCUGUAGGCGAUUCCAUCACCCUGAACUGCGCCUUUGUUAGCCAGCCGAAAAUGUUGGUUAAGUGGUUCAAGAAUGGCGUUCUCCUGCGGCCCGAAUUGAAGCGUUUCAGGCACACCGUCAGCAAAGGCACCAGAUUUGCCUCAGUUUUGACAAUUACUGCUUUGAAAGCACCUGGUGACAAUGGUAAUUACACCUGUAAGUCCAGUAACAAUCGCGGUUCAGCAAAAGGGGUGUUCCACGUAAAGAUCUUUGGAAAGGGAAAUUAUGAAGCAGAUAAGAAUUUCACUCCUUUUUCCCACAAUGUCGCGACGUUGCUUGUAACUCCUAGAUUCCUUGUAAUUUUAUUGGUUGUCGUUUGUCUGUGUGUGUUCUGUGGAGCGGGUUUCCUUAUUUUCUUAUUGCUGUUCCAAGUAAGGUAUAAGAAAAGAACAAGUCAGCAUUGUAAAAACAACCACCAAAUUGUCCCGGAACCAAUCAGAAAUAAGGCCUGCAAUGAAUCUCCAAGACUCCCGCCUCGUCCUCCAGAUAAAUCGACAUCGACUGUAGUGAAUCCUUCGGUGAAAUCGGAGGUACCCUGUCGCGACGACUCAUGCACGUUUGCGACUUCCUUUGAAGUCGAUGACGUAACAAAUAGUGACACGUGCAGACCAGUAGUGCGAACAUUCGCACCACUUUUGACCUACCGGGACGAUGAAAAGAGUGAUGGUGAAAGCGGUGACUUGUCGAUUGACGAAGAGAGCUUUGUGGAGGUGGACAAGGCUUGUCCGGUGCAUGGAAUUCAGGCAAAGAACCGGACCCUCUUCUGUCCGUUCCACUCGCAGCAGUCGGUGUUUUUUGGAAUGCAACCCUCAUCAGGCGCGUUCUCGUCAAAUGACGCUCUAGGCACGAGGAGACGCUGGAAUACUCUGGAAUCUGCCAGAAGGAACAGCGGAGUUUCCAUGCUGAACGGUAGUUUGCACCGAUGUAGAAUAAACUCGGCAACAGCUGACUUGAAUUGCAGCAAUGCACGCAGGUGA
Mesocestoides corti is the source of this 1899-nucleotide messenger RNA. The record is from the annotation of a GenBank genome assembly. Lineage: Eukaryota; Metazoa; Platyhelminthes; Cestoda; Cyclophyllidea; Mesocestoididae.